This is a messenger RNA of Quercus robur (English oak), 540 nucleotides long. RefSeq lists its product as uncharacterized. The record is from RefSeq and is a predicted model, not a curated record. NCBI's taxonomy places the organism in Eukaryota, Viridiplantae, Streptophyta, Magnoliopsida, Fagales, Fagaceae. The transcript has a single exon. The coding region runs from base 1 to 540 and encodes 179 amino acids.
AUGGCUUCUGUUGAAGGAAGUGAUCACUCUAAUCCAACGCACACUCAAUCCACGCGACCAAUCUCCAAUUCCAAUGCACAGACCAAUUCGCCCAAUCCUUUUCUGCUAAGUGCAAGUGAGAAUCUAGGUAAUAUCUUAGUCACUCAGCCAUUGUUGGGAAUGAAGAACUAUCAAUCUUGGUCUAGGGCUAUGGUUCUAGCACUCACUGCCAAGAAGAAGAUAGGCUUCGUGAAUGGAAAGAUUGAGAAACCUACAGUUGAUUCUCCAUUGUAUGAAGAUUGGGAAAGUUGUAACACAAUGGUGCUUUCUUGGUUGAUUAAUUUGAUGCAUUUUGAUGUGUCAAGUGGUAUUAUAUAUUGUAAGACUGCGAGGGAGAUGUGGCUUGAGUUGCAGCGUGUGUUUUCUCAGGGAAAUGGACCAAAAAUUUAUAACCUUCAACAAGAAAUCUCUCAGAUAACUCAGAGUCAAUUAUCAAUGACUGAAUAUUACUCUAAGUUCAAGAAGCUUUGGAUCAACUACUUCAUCAUGAACCUUUGCUAA